AGGUUUUAGCCAAUAGCUUUGCUGCGGGGCAAGCGGUGAGCCAAUGGUGACAGUGGGGGGCGGGGCGCACCGCUGGCUGAUUGAUCCCAGCUCUGGCGUUGUUCAGUCGGAGCGAGAACAUUCUAGAGAUAUCCCGGCACCGCUCUCCCUGGUGAUACCGCCUCCCCAGGACGCCGGGACCCGGAGGCUGCGGCGUCCGCCUCCGCCUCCCUCUCCGUCUGGAUAUAAGCGCCCCCUCGGCCCUGUUCUCCUCUCACAAUCGGCUUCGUCGCAGCCCGGGGCGAGCAGCGUUGGGUUUAUGUCUUUAUUGGACGAAAACGAGCUGUUGCGCAGCCACUGGUACCUGUAUUGGGGAAACAUAGCGUGCAAGCAAGAACCUUACAGCCUCAGUGGCGAAAAUUUUUUCAUGUCAGAGACCGAGAACUCUUGCAGUCGUUUAUGUCAUCCCGUCUUCUCCAGACAGAAGAUACCAAAAAACUGCAAUCAAAGAUCUCUUCAUCUUAUUGAUAAAGCUACUAAUAAGGCAAAAUGUCUGUCAACGUCAACCGCAGUGUUUCAGAUCAGUUCUAUCGCUACAAAAUGCCCCGUCUGAUUGCCAAGGUGGAGGGCAAAGGAAAUGGAAUAAAGACGGUUAUAGUCAACAUGGUUGACGUUGCAAAGGCGCUUAAUCGGCCUCCAACGUAUCCUACCAAAUUUUUUGGUUGUGAGCUGGGAGCACAGACCCAGUUUGAUGUUAAGAAUGACCGUUACAUUGUCAAUGGAUCUCAUGAGGCGAAUAAGCUGCAAGACAUGUUGGAUGGAUUCAUUAAAAAAUUUGUUCUCUGUCCUGAGUGUGAGAAUCCUGAAACUGAUCUGCAUGUCAAUCCUAAGAAACAAACUAUAGGUAACUCUUGCAAAGCCUGUGGCUAUCGAGGCAUGCUUGACACAAACCAUAAACUCUGCACGUUCAUUCUCAAAAACCCACCUGAAAGUGGUGACACUGGUACAGGAAAGAAAGAAAAGGAGAAGAAGAACAGAAAAGGCAAGGACAAAGAGAAUGGUUCUGUGUCCAGCAAUGAGACACUUCCACCCCCACCACCAGAGGAGAUUACUCCUCCACAGGUUGUGGAGGAGGAGGAUGAUGAUGACUGGGGUGAGGACACAACAGAAGAAGCCCAGAGGCGUAGAAUGGAUGAAAUCAGUGACCAUGCAAAGAACCUCACACUAAGUGAAGACCUGGAAAGAACCAUAGAAGAGAGAGUCAACUUGCUAUUUGAUUUUGUAAAGAAAAAGAAGGAAGAAGGUGUCAUCGAUACUUCUGACAAAGACAUUGUAGCAGAAGCAGAGAGACUGGAUGUAAAGGCCAUGGGCCCACUUGUUCUCACUGAAGUCCUUUUUGAUGAAAAGAUUCGUGAACAAAUCAGGAAAUACAGACGUCACUUCCUUCGUUUCUGCCACAACAACAAGAAAGCUCAGAGGUACCUUCUCCAUGGCUUCGAGUGUGUGGUAGCUAUGCAUCAGUCUCAGCUUAUUUCAAAAAUACCGCAUAUUUUGAAGGAAAUGUAUGAUGCAGAUCUUCUGGAAGAAGAAGUCAUCCUUGGCUGGGCAGAAAAGGCCUCAAAGAAAUAUGUCUCAAAGGAGCUUGCCAAAGAAAUCCGUGUCAAAGCAGAACCAUUUAUUAAAUGGCUGAAGGAAGCUGAAGAAGAAUCUUCCGGUAAUGAAGAAGAGGAUGAAGAUGAAAACAUAGAGGUGGUGUACUCCACAACUGCCAGUGUACCUAAAGUUGAAACUGUGAAGCCUGCAAACAAUAAAGAUGAUGAUAUCGAUAUCGAUGCCAUUUAAAGUGAUGCAACAUAGCUUCCAGCAUAAUAAUGCAAACUUCUCUGCGUUUUCUGCCAGAAGUGUGACUUGUAUGUGCACAAGCUGAAAUGGCUUAACAUCCUGCUACUUUGUACUCUAAAAUGUAUCUUUUUACUGUGACUGGUCUUGUGUAACUAAGCCUAAUACAAGGAGUCAGCACGUCGGUGAACUGAUCUAGUUUGCAACUGGCAUGUUCAAUUUUGUUUUUCUAACUUGUGUUGGACACAUACUUGGAGCACAUUUAUACAGUUGUGGAAAUAAAGGAUUUGGUUUUGGUCAAUCUUCA
Molecule: messenger RNA, 2125 nt
Organism: Melospiza melodia melodia
Lineage: Eukaryota; Metazoa; Chordata; Aves; Passeriformes; Passerellidae
Gene: EIF5
Product: eukaryotic translation initiation factor 5
Exons: 12
Coding region: 529-1821 (430 amino acids)
Biological process (GO): translational initiation; formation of cytoplasmic translation initiation complex; formation of translation preinitiation complex
Cellular component (GO): cytosol
Molecular function (GO): translation initiation factor activity; eukaryotic initiation factor eIF2 binding; GDP-dissociation inhibitor activity
Source: RefSeq, a predicted model, not a curated record